This is a messenger RNA of Cornus florida, 2452 nucleotides long. Its product is annotated as cyclic nucleotide-gated ion channel 2-like. Gene Ontology annotation, molecular function: monoatomic ion channel activity. Gene Ontology annotation, biological process: transmembrane transport; monoatomic ion transport. The transcript has 8 exons. The record is from RefSeq and is a predicted model, not a curated record. The coding region runs from base 198 to 2309 and encodes 703 amino acids. Lineage: Eukaryota; Viridiplantae; Streptophyta; Magnoliopsida; Cornales; Cornaceae. Gene Ontology annotation, cellular component: membrane.
UGACACACACACACACACACACACACACAACAAACCCAAUCUCUCUCCUCUCAAAAUCUUCAUCCCUCAUAUAUUUUUGAUCACUGAUUACAUUCCUCCCAUCUCUCUAGCUCCCUACUUUCUCUCUCUAAACUUAUUGAUAUUGCUCUGCUUUCAGCUAUCCUCUGUUUCUUUCCCAUGGUUACUCUCUUCCAAACAUGCCUUCCAAUCCAGACUCCCACAUCUCUGUCUCAAGGUGGUUUGGACUAUUCGGGCAACGAACUACACAGUCCGACGACAUCGACUACGACAGUCCGAUCUCGAAUUCCAUCGAAUGCUAUGCCUGUACGCAGGUCGGAGUUCCGGUUUUCCACUCCACCAGCUGCGACACCGGUCACCAGCCCGAAUGGGAGGCCUCGGCCGGCUCUUCGCUAGUCCCGAUCCAGAACCGGCCGGACCGGGAAAAAUCAUGGAAGGACCGCUUCAGCACGAACCGGCGGGGAUUGUUCGGGCGCGUGCUGGACCCGCGGACCAAGCGGGUGCAGAGGUGGAACCGGGCGUUCCUGCUGGCACGUGGCAUGGCGCUGGCCGUUGAUCCGCUCUUCUUCUACGCGCUGUCGAUCGGUCGGGGUGGCUCGCCGUGCUUGUACAUGGACGGUGGGUUGGCGGCAAUCGUGACCGUCCUUCGCACGUGCGUGGAUGCGGUGCACUUGUGCCACCUGUGGCUUCAGUUUCGUUUGGCGUACGUGUCGAAGGAGUCCUUGGUGGUUGGGUGUGGGAAACUCGUGUGGGACGCACGUGCAGUCUCUUCUCACUACGUGCGGUCUCUCAAGGGAUUCUGGUUUGAUAUCUUCGUCAUACUCCCGGUUCCUCAGGCUGUAUUUUGGUUAGUCGUUCCAAGAUUAAUCAGGGAAGAGAAGAUAAAGCUGAUAAUGACCAUACUUCUACUGAUCUUCUUGUUCCAAUUCCUCCCUAAGGUCUACCACAGCAUAUGCUUAAUGAGAAGAAUGCAAAAGGUCACAGGUUAUAUAUUUGGCACCAUUUGGUGGGGUUUUGGCCUUAAUCUCAUUGCCUACUUCAUUGCCUCUCAUGUUGCUGGAGGUUGUUGGUAUGUCCUCGCCAUACAACGCGUAGCAUCAUGCCUUCGGCAGCAGUGUGACAGAAAGAUGUCGUGCAAUCUCUCCUUGUCUUGCUCGUCGGAGGUCUGUUACCAGUUUAUAUUACCUGCAGAUACAUUAGGGAAUCCAUGUGGUCGGAACUCAACAAUGAUGUUCAGAAAGCCAAUGUGCUUGGAUGUCAAUGGACCUUUCCGUUAUGGGAUCUAUAAAUGGGCUCUCCCAGUUAUUUCUAGCGACUCUGUCUCUGUUAAGAUUCUUUAUCCCAUAUUUUGGGGAUUAAUGACCCUCAGUACUUUUGGCAAUGAUCUUGAACCCACAAGUCACUGGAUGGAAGUGAUGUUCAGUAUAUUUAUUGUGCUCAGCGGUUUAUUGCUUUUCACUCUAUUGAUCGGAAAUAUUCAGGUAUUCUUGCAUGCUGUCAUGGCAAGGAAGAGAAAAAUGCAGUUGAGAUUUCGUGACAUAGAAUGGUGGAUGAAGCGGAGACAGCUGCCGAAUCCUCUGAGAAACAGAGUUCUCCAUUACGAACGCCAAAGAUGGGCAGCCAUGGGGGGAGAAGAUGAGAUGGAAUUGAUCAAAGAUUUGCCUGAAGGCCUCCGACGGGACAUUAAGCGCUAUCUUUGUCUGGAACUCAUCAGAAAGGUACCUCUGUUCCACAGCAUGGAGGAUCUUAUCCUUGACAACAUUUGCGACCGUGUUAAGCCCCUCGUAUUUUCUAGAGACGAAAAGAUUAUAAGAGAAGGAGACCCUGUGCAGCGGUUCAUUUUCAUUGUUCGUGGGCGUGCAAAGAGUAGCCAAAUCCUCAGUAAAGGCAUGUUAGCCACAAGCAUUCUAGAGCCAGGAGGCUUUCUUGGGGAUGAGCUGCUCUCAUGGUGCCUUCGCCGCCCAUUUAAAGACCGGCUUCCAGCCUCAUCAGCAACAUUUACUUGUCUUGAAACAACAGAAGCAUUUGGUCUUGAUGCAAAUGAUCUCCGGUAUAUUACUGAUCACUUCCGCUACAAAUUCAAUAAUGAGAGGCUCAAGAGAAAAGCGAGAUACUAUUCAUCCAAUUGGAGAACUUGGGCAGCUGUGAAUAUACAAUUAGCUUGGCGCCGUUCCAUGCAGAGGAGUAGGGCUCCAGUGAAUCAUGUGAUGGAAAACGGAGGUGAUGAGCGUAGGCUCAGGCAAUAUGCUGCGGUGUUCAUGUCACUCAGACCGCAUGAUCAUCUUGAAUAAAAGCAAUGUGCUGUAAUUCUUUUAUUUUGUCAUUUGAUCCCAUUAUUAAUGGGACUGAAAUGUGUCCAAUUGAACAUUGAUGCUAAUAAGCUUUGAUUCUUCCAAUAAAAGAGAUGGAUGAGAGGUAUUUCCCUUGAAAUAAA